UUCGUCGCGAAUGUCUUCUAUCUUGAUCCAUUAUUAUUCUCUCUCCUUAUCCUUGCCGGCGUCCCACCUUUUACAGUCAUAGUCUCCGGCGAGAUGCAGAGAAGCGAGAGGAGGAGUAAGAGACAGUCCAUGCCUCUUCUGAAAGUUCUCGGCCUCCACGAACCUCCAUACCUGAUGCGAUCGGGGGAGGAUUACGAGACCAACACGAAAUACGAGGGUUUCCUGGUGGACAUGCUGGACCAGUUGGGGAAUCUGGUCGGCUUCGAGUACGAGAUCGACAUGGUCAAGGACGGUAACUAUGGAAGCUACAACAACGCGACUCAGACCUGGAAUGGACUCAUUGGAGGAAUCAUAGCCGGAGAAGCAGACCUGGCAGCAGCUCCUCUCACGAUCACGUCGGGUCGUUCGGAUGCGGUUGUCUUCUCGAAGCCCUGGAUGUACACUGGCAUAAGCAUUCUCUACAAGCAUCUUCCCGUGGACUCCGGUAGUGGAUGGAUGUUCCUGCGUCCCUUCACAUUGUCCACGUGGAUAGCCGUGGCAAUCAUGUACGUGGCCGUGUCGUUAGCGUAUUGGGUAGUGGCCAGGUGCUCUCCCGAGGAGCGGCGGAGGUCCACAGAGAGCGGAGAACCUGUCUUUGGCAUCUUCAAUACCUUUUGGGCCGCCUUCACUCCUCUUCUCCUAAGGGGGAAUCAGGAAAUGCCGCAGGCCCUGUCAACGAGACUCCUGACGGGGAUCUGGUGGUCUUUCUCCUUCCUCAUCCUCGUCCUCUACAGCUCGAUGGUGGCGAAGGAGUUCACGACGGGGCAUUAUAGACCCAAGGUUUCUUCCUGGAAGGACCUUGCCGAUCGAGCCGUCAAUUUCGGGGCCAUCAAAGGGGGUUCCACGCAACGGUAUUUCAAGACGUCGCAGAUUCCCGAAUACCAGAAGAUCGCCGAAUAUCUGGCUUCGCACCCGGAACUCUCAUCCUCGAACUUAGAUGAAGGAGUGGAUCGGGUGCUAAAGAAUCCACCCUGUUCGAACUGGACGGAUAAAGUGAACAAAGGAAUCUUGCAGCUCCAAGAACAAGGUGCCCUGCAAGCUCUUUACAUGAAAUAUUGGAAGGAUCGCUCCAAGUGCCCUGACACCACUAAGCAGUUCGACCAGCCUCAACUAGACUUACCUCAUCUAGGUGGGAUCUUUGUAGCGCUAGGAAUCAGUAUAUUCCUGGCUCUUCUGAUCGCCUUCGUAGAAGUGUUUCUCUACGUCCGCAAAAGAGACUUGACUCAGUCCCUGCGCGAGGCACUGGUUGGCGAAUUUCGACAAAUCUUCGGUCUCGCCGGUUCAUUGCCUUCUGAUCGACAAGUGCUGACCGAAAACUCCUCAUGAAGUAUCGGACAUCAAGUAGUUUCCAAAAAUCGUCUCACUUUCUUGCUGUUGUUGACAAUACAUGUACUGUUUUAUGCUACUGGAUGGAAGAAACUGGGCCGUUGCGAAGGUCUUAGGCCUACUCAAGUUGUGAGAAAACGUAUGAAAAAGUAGGAUAUUAAUUAUACUGAAUACGUCAACUACACAUUGUAGAGAAAAGAUGGAUUAAACUAAACUAGAAACAGGUCUCUGCUCCCAAGCUCUUGCACCAGUGUUAUGACAGUAGUUAUUUAGGCUAGGACUGACAAAGGCGUCCACAACGCAGAGAUUCAAAGCCCCAGAGUUCUUUAUCUAUAGAAAGUCGAUUUUACAUCCUUCAUAACGUCCCAGUCUCUCCGGCCCCAGUCGAGUGAAACUCGUCUCAUCGAAUUUCGCAGAUCUUAUUCAAGAAACUGAUAUGAUGAUGGGAAGUAUCCAACGAAUUGAGCAAAAAAUG
Molecule: messenger RNA, 1840 nt
Organism: Darwinula stevensoni
Lineage: Eukaryota; Metazoa; Arthropoda; Ostracoda; Podocopida; Darwinulidae
Source: the annotation of a GenBank genome assembly